AUGCAAGCACCUUCAAGUGUUAUCUACCACCAACCAAUCCAUUUAUCUAAUUAUGAAGAUACUUCAAUACAGUAAUUGCAAUCAUAAUCAUCUUCUCCUGUCUCUCUUUAUGAACAGUAAAAUUCUUACUAAGCUAAGCAGGUAAAGCAUGUGAAAAAGAAAACUGUUACUCGUAAGCUGAAGAUGUACGGAGAUUACGAUGACUACGAAUAGAAAAAAAUUGACGAAGAAAAGGAACAUACUUAUAAGUAUAAACGAAAUUUCUCCUUCAAUAGGUUUUUGAAAGCUAGAUUUUUUGAUGCGUUUGAAUCCUUUAUUCACUUCAUGAAAUUCGUUUAUGAUUACCUCUUCUGCUGUAAACUAAUUUGUUUCAUCCUUAGAACUGACGCAGAUACUCAAAAACGCAGAUUGCUUGAAAGGAAGAACCUUAUUAACAAGGCUCAAAUGUCCCAAGCUUUAUCUUCUCCUUCUUCUUCUUCCACUUAUUCUACCUCAAUUAUUUCUGAUAACACAAUUUCAAAUCUAGACAAAAUGGAAAACUCCAUGAAUAAUUUCUUAAACGAAAACCCCUUACUAUCUUUCAAUUAUGAUUAAUAAUUAAAUAUGUCAACAAAUUCAACUUUAUCCUAUUUAAAAAUGUAUGAAGAACAUCCAAAUAAUCUUGUAUUAGACUUAGAUGAGACAUUAAUUCACUGCAAUGAAAAGAGUCUCAACGAUGAUUCCUCUAUUAUCACUGUGUAAUUCUAAAACCAGUAAAAAAACUAUUACUUGCACCAAAGAGGGUAUUUGCAAGAAUUCCUAGAACAAUGUGCUCUUAAUUUCAAUAUAUAUAUUUACACUGCAUCUACAAGAGACUAUGCUGAGGAGGUAGUUAAAAUAAUUGACCCUAGAUCAGUGAUAAAGAAAGUUUACGAUCGCUCUUCAUGCUUUUAUGAUGGCAAAUAGUAUUUGAAGAGCCUUAAAACAUUAGGCUUAGACCUCAACCGUACUGUAAUGAUCGAUAAUAAUUAAGCUUGCGUUAGUAACAACAUAGAAAAUGCUUUCAAAAUUAAAGACUUCUUCUCAGAUAAGAAUGACAGGGAACUCCAAAAGUUCUAAAACAUUUUGAAUAAGAUGUGCAAAUUCACUGGGAACUUCAAAGACUUCAUUCAAAGCUACUAAAGUUGA
Messenger RNA from Tetrahymena thermophila SB210, 1167 nucleotides. RefSeq names its product NLI interacting factor-like phosphatase. Gene Ontology annotation, molecular function: phosphoprotein phosphatase activity. The record is from RefSeq and is a predicted model, not a curated record. NCBI's taxonomy places the organism in Eukaryota, Ciliophora, Oligohymenophorea, Hymenostomatida, Tetrahymenidae. The transcript has a single exon.